AUGAAUCGUUCGAAGUAUAAACCUGAAUUUUUUAAAGCAUUUCCGCUGCACCAUGCUGCAGCGAAGUGUUACGUAGUGGAAGUGCAACGGCAGUUGGACGCCGGUACCAACCCGUACAAACCGACUGAAGAAGGACUGACCGCUCUGCAUGCCGCAGUAGCGAACAAUUCGGUAGCCGUAGUGGACGUGCUUUUGAAGCGUUACGCCGAUGAUCUUUCCAUCGCUCGCGAGACGAUUCAACACCGGUUUCUGUGGAAGCCGGAACUAGUCGAAUGGAAAAACAGGCCAAUUCUUAUCGCGUGGACCGAAACAGAGUGCCAAGCCACACUAGCUCUAGCCACGUCAUGUCCGGCGGGAAUUCCGUUAAACGUGCAGAUAUUCGUUCUGUUACACCAUCCUCAGGAAGGACACCGUUUCGUCGCACUCGAUGUUUGCAAUCGCAGCAGGCGAAUCGACACAUUACGAUUGAUACGUGAUCUUCUUCCAAACGGAGUGCUAUCGCUGGAUCGCAGUGAUCUACGCGUGAAUGUCACCAACUACCUACACAUGGCUUGCAGCUACGCUAAGAAGGAAAUAAUAACAAAGCUUAUCCGCAAUGGUGCGUCGCUUUCUGUCCCUUCUGGUGAUCAACAGAGUUCUCCGUACAUGGCUGCUUGUGAAGCAUUUAGGAAAGAUAUCGCCAUAUUUUUGGCUACGAAUUACUUCGACCACUUCGACCCGGGAGCCUGUGAUAUUCAGGAUUACAACGCGCUGCACAAGAUGCUCCAACGUAGUCAGAAAGGAAUGGCGGAGGAAAUCAUACAGCAUAUGCUUAAAUACCGCAUGAGCAAACAUCGAGAAACCAAGUCGCAGGCCAUAACCAACAUAUUUCGAUUCGAUUCGAAAGAUUAUUCGUAUAUCUCAGUAUGGACUUUUGCAAGCUCGGUCCCGAUGAGGGAUCUUUGUAGCAAAUACGUGCUACAGGGAGAGUUUGAUUUACGGACCAAGAUUGAAUCAUCGUCCUUGCUUGGUAUUUUUAUCACACGAAGUAUCGCCUUGGAUUACUGCAUGCAGAAAAUAGAAGAAGACCUGGAUCUGUUGCGUCUGGAGGGCAGUCACAACAGAGAAAACGUUUUGCAAAAGCUUAUCAGAUGCAAACGGUUGACGUUUGUCAAGGACCUGUAUGAAAAGCAUGGAUCACUCAUGAAAGAAAUAUUUGAAACGGAGGACCCAGAACACAAACCAGCUUUUGAGUUGCUCGCAAUUCUGGUGCAAAAUAUGGACGAACAUGGAUUAUUAUUUGUACUGGAAAACCAUCGGGAUUAUUAUGUGCGGCAUAUGGAUUAUUUAAUAAAAGCAACAUUCAAGCUAAGCUCUUUGAAAAAGACGGCACACACGAAACUGGCGGAAAUUAUAGCGAAGAUUAUUCCAGAGGCAUUGAUCAAACUGGAUGAAAUUAAAAACACACCUGAUUCAAAACAAAAUGAUUUCUAUGAUAUGAUACGCGAUCUAAGGGAAAGUUUCGGAAAAACCGUCACUCGACUGGAGGCUGAUGGCAAAAGUUUGGAAGAUUAUUUGGACGGCAAUGGACGGACGUUCCUGCACGCCGCAGUAGACUGGAGCGAAAAAUAUCUUGUGGAAAAAUUGCUCGCUCGUAACUUUAGCGUAAUGCAUAAGGACGCCAACGGUUGCUUACCGAUCCAACUGGCAAGAAAUGAAAGUAUAUUCGAGAUGCUGUUAGCAAAAAAUGAGCCCGCUCAGUUGGAUUGCGUGAAUGAAACGGGAUAUAAUCUGCUGCACGUUAGCUGUAGGAACGGUCUUCGCGGAGCGGCGCUAGAAAAACUGUUGGAACACGGCAUGGAUGUGAAUGAGCCGGCACCAGAUGGGAAUUUGCCACUAUCGCUGGCGUCCUGCUGCGGCACAGUGAGGUUUUUGUUGAAUCAGGGUGCCCGUAUCGAGCUGCUAAACGAUAAUUUUUUUAGUGAACGAUUGCCUACAAUGCAGUAUUGUGCACUAUGGGAGUUCCUACCUCGCAUUUUCCAGCUUGACCAGUUCAAAUCAUGUGCACAUCUACUUCUGCCAUCGAUGGUCGGUAGGCUCAAUCGGGAUUUUUUUUACUGCGAUCACGAGCGUUACCUUGAACAGCACAAAGACAUCCGCCGAGUGCUGUUCGAUAGCCUGUUCGAACAUUCGAAAGAGGAAGCGUCGAAACUCUUUUGCCGUGUUUCCCAGAAAGCAAUCGUUUGCUGUGCGAGAUGGUUCCUGGAGUACAACUAUGAUCUUGACUAUGAUUAUCGGUGCACGGACGGCUGGAAUAGGUCGACCCCGCUGCUAGGUUUGUUGAGCUACAUGGAACUGCCUAACGAUGACAUAGUGGAGAAAUUGCUUCAAAAACCGAUCGACGUUAACGCCACGAAUGAUAGGCAGCAGAGUGCGCUCAUUAUUCUUGCAGUUCGUUUCAAAUGGGCCAAACACUAUGGACAUUCGUUAGAUACAUUCCGACUGUUGCUUAAGCGUGGAGCCAAGCUGGACGAGCAGGACGAGGACGGAAACACGGCGCUUCAUUAUGCCUUUCGAGAGGAACAGUGGGAAUUGGUGGAGUUUCUGAUUGAGAGUGGUGCGAAUACAACCGUGAAAAACGAGUCCAACAAGCUGCCGAGUGAAAUGGGUCCCGGUUUUAAUCGGUGCUUGUUUAGUUUUAUUCGGUAAUGUUGCUUCUGUCGUGAUAGUUGUUCUUUGCUUGAAUAGUAUCAUUCUGGACAGCAUUUGUUAAUAUCUAGUUACGUUGCUUGAUACAAUUACUUAGAUUUGGGCUAUUUUGGCGAUUUGUCAAAAAUGAAAAGAGGCUUUACUUUAAUUGUGCAGAGAAAGUAUUAACAAAAGAACCAAUGCUACAGUUAACACAUUUUAAAGAUUGACAAUAAAUAUAAUUUUUAUAUUUUUUAACAUAUACCGUUCAAAGAGCGGUUGGA
Molecule: messenger RNA, 2951 nt
Organism: Anopheles coustani
Lineage: Eukaryota; Metazoa; Arthropoda; Insecta; Diptera; Culicidae
Exons: 2
Coding region: 1-2688 (895 amino acids)
Molecular function (GO): protein binding
Source: RefSeq, a predicted model, not a curated record